CAGCCAAUCCCGAGCCGGCUUUUAUUGUUGGGGCUCAUCAACAGUAAGAUGGCGGCGGCUUCUUGCUGAAGCGGCGGGUGUCUAAAAACAAAAAAACAAAAAGAGGAAAUAAGCCGUCUGGUUACAAGCGUCGGGGAGGGGAUUAUUGAAAAUUAUUCGAAGGAAUUCACUUAAUAAAUCAGUGAUUUAUUUAUUUGGUUUCGCUGGCCCGGCCCGGCCCGGCCCCUUGCUCUGCCCUGACCCAGCGCCGCGCGGCUGCGGCUCCGGCCGGUUGCUCUUCCCCUUCCAGCCGACCAUGACUUCCAUUCACUUCGUGGUGCAUCCGCUCCCGGGCACCGAGGACCAGCUCAACGACAGAUUACGAGAAGUAUCGGAAAAAAAACUCAACAAAUUCAAUCUUAGCAGUCACCCGCCUCUGAAUGUUUUGGAACAGGCUACAAUUAAGCAGUGUGUCGUAGGACCAAACCAUGCUGCAUUUCUGCUGGAGGAUGGCCGUAUCUGUAGAAUUAGCUUUGCUGUUCAACCAGAUAGAUUGGAGCUGGGAAAACCAGAUACUAAUGAUGGUUCAAAGUUGAGCAGUGGUUCAGGCACAGGAAGGACUUCCAGGCCAGGCAGGAGUAGUGAUUCCCCAUGGUUUCUGUCUGGUUCUGAUACUCUGGGCAGACUGGCAGGCAACCCCCUUGGGAGUCGUUGGAGUUCUGGAGUAAGUGGUGGGGCCUCGGGAAGAUCAUCCACAGGGGCAAGGGACUCACGGAGGCAGACUAGAGUGAUACGUACUGGUCGCGAUCGAGGAUCUGGACUACUUGGAAGUCAGCCACAACCAGUCAUACCAGCAUCAGUCAUCCCAGAGGAGUUAAUCUCCCAGGCACAAGUUGUAUUGCAAGGCAAGUCUAGAAGUGUUAUUAUCCGGGAAUUACAGAGGACGAAUUUGGAUGUCAAUCUUGCUGUAAACAACCUACUUAGCCGUGAUGAUGAAGAUGGAGAUGAUGGCGAUGACACAGCAAGUGAAUCUUAUUUACCAGGAGAGGACCUUAUGUCUUUGCUGGAUGCAGAUAUCCAUUCUGCUCAUCCGAGUGUCAUCAUAGAUGCUGAUGCUAUGUUUUCUGAAGAUAUCAGCUAUUUUGGUUAUCCUUCCUUCCGUCGCUCUUCUCUAUCCAGACUAGGCUCGUCAAGAGUUCUCCUUCUUCCCUUAGAGAGAGACUCCGAUCUGUUGCGUGAACGUGAAUCAGUUUUACGUUUACGUGAAAGGAGAUGGCUUGAUGGUUCCUCAUUUGAUAAUGAAAGAGGCCCCACAAGCCGUGAAGGUGAAUCGAACUUGGAUAAGAAAAGUCUUCCAGUCCAAAGCCCUGUCUCCUUGGGAGAGGAACUGCAAUGGUGGUCUGAUCGGGAUGGUACUAAAUUUGGAGCUAUUGGAGCUCUGUAUUCUGAACUUGUAGCUGUAAGCAAUAAAGGUGAAUUAUAUCAAUGGAAAUGGAAUGAAUCUGAACCCUAUAGAAAUACGCAGAAUCCUUCAGUGCACCAUCCUCGAGCUACACAGUUAAGUUUAACCAAUGAGAAAAUUGUCCUUCUGGCUGCCAAUAGCAUUAGAGCCACAGUUACUACAGAGAACAGCAAAGUUGCCACUUGGGUGGAUGAAACAUUAUGUUCUGUCGCUUCUAAACUGGAGCACAGUGCCCAGAUUUUCCCUGAGUUGCAAGGAGAAAAGAUUGUAUCUUUGUAUUGUUGUGCCCUAUAUACCUGCGUCCAGCUAGAAAAUGGCCUAUUUUGGUGGGGAGUAGUGCCUUUCAGUCAACGAAAAAAGAUGCUUGAGAAGGCCAGAGCCAAAAACAAGAAGCCAAAAUCUAAUGCAGGCAUUUCCUCAAUGCCAAACAUAACAGUUGGAACGCAGGUGUGUUUGAGAAAUAACCCACUCUACCAUGCUGGAGCAGUAGCUUUUUCCAUUAGUGCUGGCAUUCCAAAAGUUGGUGUACUGAUGGAAUCAGUUUGGAAUAUGAAUGACAGCUGUCGAUUCCAGCUCCGAUCUCCAGAAAGUUUGAAAAACUUAGAAAAAUUGACCAAAAGUACUGAAAAUAAGACAGAAAGCAAACAAGAGCCAGUCAAGACUGAGAUGGGGCCACCACCAUCACCAGCUUCCACUUGCAGCGAUGCAUCCUCUAUUGCUAGUAGUGCAUCAUUACCAUAUAAACGUAGGCGAUCCACUCCAGCACCCAAAGAGGAAGAAAAAGUGAAUGAAGAGCAGUGGCCACUUAGGGAAGUGGUGUUUGUUGAAGAUGUUAAAAAUGUGCCAGUGGGGAAGGUAUUGAAAGUGGAUGGUGCUUAUGUUGCUGUGAAAUUCCCUGGGACUUCUAGCAAUGUCAGUAAUCAGACUUGUACUAGUGGAGAUACUGAUCCAACUUCCCUCCUGCAAGACUGUAGGCUACUUCGAAUUGAUGAACUGCAAGUGGUGAAGACAGGUGGAACACCUAAAAUUCCAGACUGUUUCCAACGCACUCCUAAAAAGCUUACAAUCCCAGACAAAGCAGAGAUCCUUGCAGUGAAUGUGGAUUCCAAGGGAGUUCAUACUGUGCUGAAGACAGGGAGCUGGGUACGCUACUGUAUCUUUGACCUCGCUACGGGUAAAGCUGAGCAGGAGCACAACUUUCCAACAAGCAGUGUUGCUUUUCUUGGACAGAAUGAACGCAAUGUCGCGAUCUAUACAGCUGGGCAGGAGUCGCCCAUCAUCCUCAGGGAUGGAAAUGGCACAAUCUACCCAAUGGCUAAAGAUUGCAUGGGUGGAAUUCGUGAUCCCGACUGGUUAGAUCUUCCACCAAUUACUAGUCUUGGAAUGGGUAUUCAUUCUUUAACAAACCUUCCUGCAAAUUCAUCCAUUAAAAAGAAAGCAGCUGUCAUUGUAAUGACAGUAGAGAAACAAGCAUUAAUGCAACAUAUCCUGAGAUGUGAUUAUGAAGCCUCCAGGCAGUACUUGAUGAAUCUUGAACAGGCUGUUCUGUUGGAACAAACACCACAAGCCCUAAAUACAUUUCUAAGCAAUCGGUGUGAUGGGAAUCGUAAUGUUUUGCAUGCUUGUGUGUCUGUCUGUUUCCCCACAAGCAAUAAGGAGACAAAAGAGGAAGAAGAAGCAGAGCGCUCGGAGAGGAACACGUUUGCAGAAAGGUUAUCUGCAGUUGAGGCCAUCGCAAAUGCAAUUUCCGUGGUAUCCAGUAAUAGUAGUGGUAACAGAAGUGGGCCUUCUAGCAGUCGUAGUUUAAGAUUACGUGAGAUGAUGAGGCGCUCGCUACGAGCUGCGGGCUUAGGACGCCAUGAAUCUGGUGCUUCCUCCAGUGACCAUCAGGAUCCAGUAUCUCCUCCUAUUGCACCACUUAGCUGGGCACCAGAUCCACCUGCAAUUGAUCCAGAUGGUGACAUUGAUUUUAUCCUGGCUCCUGCUGUUGGAUCUCUUACCACAGCAGCAUCUGGCACUGGACAGGGACCAAGCACGUCUACCAUACCUGGUCCUUCUGCUGAGCCACCCGUCGUGGAGUUAAAGGACAGAAAAGCUAAUGCUCAUCUUAUUUUAAAAUUACUUUGUGAAAGUGUAGUAUUGCGUCCUUAUCUUCGAGAAUUGCUUUCAGCCAAGGAUGCUCGAGGAAUGACACCGUUUAUGCUUGCUGUUGGUGGGAGAGCUUAUCCUGCUGCAAUUACUAUUCUCGAAACGGCUCAGAAAAUAGCUAAAGGUGAUGUUUCGGGUGAAAAGGAAGAGGAUAUAUUUAUGAGCAUGAUUUGUCCACUUGGUACAAAUCCAGAUGACUCACCUUUGUAUGUUUUAUGCUGCAAUGAUACUUGCAGCUUUACAUGGACUGGAGCAGAGCACAUUAACCAGGAUAUUUUUGAAUGUCGAACAUGUGGAUUGUUGGAGUCUCUCUGUUGCUGUACAGAGUGUGCAAGAGUGUGUCACAAAGGGCAUGAUUGCAAGUUGAAACGGACUUCCCCUACUGCGUAUUGCGAUUGCUGGGAAAAGUGCAAGUGUAAAACAUUGAUUGCAGGACAGAAGUCUGCACGUCUUGAUCUGCUUUAUAGACUGCUUACUACAACCAAUCUCGUGACUUUGCCAAAUAGCAGGGGCGAACAUCUGCUGUUAUUUUUGGUGCAGACAGUUGCUAGACAAACUGUAGAACAUUGUCAGUAUCGGCCACCACGAAUAAGAGAGGAUAGAAACCGGAAGACUGCCAAUGUUGAAGAUUCUGAUAUGCCUGAUCAUGAUUUGGAACCUCCUCGAUUUGCCCAGCUGGCUUUGGAGCGUGUCCUUCAGGACUGGAAUGCAUUGAAAUCUAUGAUAAUGUUUGGAUCACAGGAAAGCAAAGAUCCGUUAAGUGCCAGCAGUAGGAUAGCUCAUCUGCUGCCUGAGGAGCAAGUAUACCUUUCCCAACAAAGUGGAACCAUCCGGCUAGACUGCUUCACUCACUGUCUCAUCGUAAAGUGUACAGCUGACAUUUUACUGCUGGAUACUUUACUUGGAACGCUGGUGAAGGAGCUACAGAAUAAGUAUACUCCAGGGCGUCGAGAAGAAGCCAUCACCGUCACCAUGAGAUUUCUACGCUCAGUAGCAAGGGUGUUUGUCAUACUUAGCGUAGAAAUGGCUUCAUCAAAGAAAAAAAAUAAUUUCGUACCUCAACCAAUUGGCAAGUGCAAGCGGGUAUUCCAGGCACUUCUACCCUAUGCUGUAGAGGAGCUCUGUAAUGUGGCAGAAUCCCUCAUUGUUCCUGUUAGAAUGGGGAUUGCACGCCCAACGGCUCCCUUUACGUUGGCAAGCACUAGUCUGGAUGCCAUGCAAGGUAGUGAGGAACUUUUCUCUGUAGAGCCACUUCCUCCAAGGCAAUCCUCUGAUCAAUCCAGCAGUUCCAGCCUGUCACAAUCUUCAUACAUCAUUCGCAAUCCUCAACAAAGACGCAUCAGUCAGUCGCAACCUGUUCGGGGCAGAGAUGAAGAGCAAGAUGACAUUGUCACAGCAGAUGUGGAAGAGGUUGAAGUGGUAGAGGGAGUAGCUGGGGAAGAUGAUCAUCAUGAUGAGCAUGAAGAACAGGGUGAAGAAAAUACUGAGGCUGAAGGACACCAUGAUGAACAUGAUGAUGAUGGGAGUGAUAUGGAACUUGAUCUCUUGGCGGCAGCAGAGACGGAAAGUGACAGUGAAAGUAAUCAUAGCAAUCAGGACAAUGCUAGUGGACGCAGAAGUGUUGUCACUGCUGCCACAGCAGGAUCUGAAGCAGGUGCCAGCAGCGUUCCAGCCUUUUUCUCAGAGGAUGAUUCUCAAUCCAAUGACUCCAGUGAUUCUGACAGCAGUAGCAGUCAGAGUGAUGAUGAAGAACAGGACACGUUUUUACAAGAUGAGCCUUUGGAGAGAACUACCAGCAGCUCUCAUGCGAACAGUGCAGCCCAGGCACCGCGUUCCAUGCAGUGGGCUGUACGCAGCACCCAGAACCAAAGGUCAAAUAAUACAGCUCCAUCUAGCAACAGCACUCCUGCAGGCGGCUCAGCAGGUUUAAUUUACAUUGAUCCUUCCACCUUGCGGCGCAGUGCUACGAUCAGUACCAGCGCAGCGGCAGCUGCUGCAGCUCUGGAAGCAAGCAACUCCAGCAGUUACCUCACAUCAGCGAGCAGUCUAGCACGAGCCUACAGUAUUGUAAUACGGCAGAUCUCAGAUCUCAUGGGAUUGAUCCCUAAAUAUAACCACUUGGUGUACUCUCAAAUACCAGCUGCCUUGAAAAUAACAUACCAGGAUGCUAUUAACUUGCAGAAUUAUGUGGAGGAAAAGCUAAUGCCUACCUGGAACUGGAUGGUCAGCAUCAUGGAUUCCACUGAGGCUCAGUUGCGAUAUGGUUCAGCAUUAUCUUCAGCUGGAGAUCCAGGUCACCCUAGCCAUCCUUUACAUGCUUCGCAAAAUUCUGCUAGGAGAGAAAGAUUAACAGCACGUGAAGAAGCCAGUCUGAGAACUUUAGAGGGAAGAAGGCGUGCCACCUUGUUGAAUGCCCGUCAAGGAAUGAUGUCCGCUCGUGGUGAUUUUCUCAAUUAUGCCCUUUCUCUGAUGCGUUCCCAUAAUGACGAACAUUCUGAUGUCUUGCCAGUUUUGGAUGUUUGUUCACUGAAGCACGUUGCCUACGUAUUCCAGGCACUUAUUUAUUGGAUUAAAGCAAUGAAUCAGCAGACAACCUUGGAUACGCCACAACUAGAUAGAAAACGGACUCGAGAGUUGUUGGAAUUGGGUCUUGACAAUGAGGAUUCAGAACAUGAAAAUGAUGAUGAUACCAAUCAAAGUUCUGGGCUGCAUGACAAGGAUGACGAAACACUCUCUACAGAAGCAGGACAAAAUCAUACAUUCUUCCGGCGUUCUGAUUCUAUGACCUUCCUUGGUUGCAUUCCACCAAAUCCUUUUGAAGUUUCUCUCGCUGAAGCAAUUCCUUUGGCAGACCAACCUCACCUUUUACAGCCCAAUGCCAGAAAGGAAGAUUUAUUUGGUCGCCCAAGCCAAGGACUAUAUUCAUCCUUCUCUGGCCUUGGGAAAGGAAUAACUGAAGUGACUGUGGAUAGAAACUGCUUAGAGGUGCUUCCCACAAAAAUGUCCUACUCUUCAAACCUCAAGAAUGUUAUGAGUAUGCAGAAUCGGCAGAGGAAGACAGCUGAUGAGCAAGUGUUACCAGACGAUGAAUCAGAAAAUUCACGAAUAGGGCCGUCUGCUCAAGACCUUGCAGCACAACUGAAAAGUAGUUUACUAGCUGAGAUUGGGCUGACUGAAAGUGAAGGACCCCCAUUAACAUCAUUCAGGCCACAAUGUAGUCUCAUGGGAAUGGUGAUUUCACAUGACAUGUUACUCGGACGUUGGCGAUUGUCUUUGGAACUCUUUGGCAGAGUAUUUAUGGAAGAUGUUGGAGCUGAACCCGGUUCGAUCUUGACUGAACUUGGUGGGUUUGAAGUGAAAGAGUCCAAAUUCCGGAGGGAAAUGGAGAAACUAAGAAAUGCUCAAUCCCGAGAUCUAACUCUUGAGGUUGACCGUGAUCGCGACCUCUUGAUUCAACAAACAAUGAGGCAACUGAAUAAUCAUUUUGGCCGCAGAUGCACGACAACACCAAUGACAGUGCACAGGGUGAAGGUCACUUUCAAAGAUGAGCCGGGAGAGGGCAGUGGAGUGGCUCGAAGUUUUUACACUGCAAUUGCUCAAGCAUUCCUGUCCGGUGAAAAAUUGCCUAAUCUUGACUGCAUACAGAAUGCCAGCAAAGGAUUGCAAACUAGCCUAAUGCAGCGCCUGAGGAACCGGGAGAGGGAGCGGGAAAGGGAGAGAGAAAGGGAAAUGAGGAGAAGUGGUGGAAUGAGAGCGGGCUCUCGUCGAGAUCGAGAUCGGGAAUCAAGAAGGCAGCUUUCGAUAGAUACCAGACCUUUCCGGCCAGCAUCAGAAGGAAAUCCGAGUGAUGAUCCAGAUCCACUACCAGCCCAUCGGCAAGCACUUGGGGAGCGGCUGUAUCCUCGAGUUCAAGCAAUGCAGCCAGCAUUUGCAAGUAAAAUUACCGGAAUGUUACUAGAAUUAUCCCCUGCGCAGCUGCUGUUGCUUCUAGCUAGUGAAGACUCAUUAAGAGCAAGGGUUGAUGAGGCCAUGGAGCUCAUAAUUGCACACGGAAGGGAAAACGGUGCUGAUAGUAUAUUGGACCUGGGAUUGCUUGAUGCAUCAGAUAAAUCUCAGCAGGACACUAGAAAACGACAUGGUUCCAGUCGAAGUGUGGUUGACAUGGAAUUGGAUGAACCAGACGAUGGUGAUGAUAAUGCUCCAUUAUUCUAUCAACCUGGAAAACGAGGGUUCUACUCACCAAGGCCUGGCAAAAACACAGAAGCACGCCUGAAUUGUUUCCGUAAUAUUGGCAGGAUUUUGGGUCUGUGUUUACUACAAAAUGAACUAUGCCCCAUAACGCUAAAUAGACAUGUUAUUAAAGUUUUGUUAGGAAGAAAAGUGAAUUGGCAUGACUUUGCUUUCUUUGAUCAUGUGAUGUAUGAGAGUUUACGCCAACUUAUCCUCGCCUCUCAGAGCCAGGAUGCAUAUGCAGUGUUUGCAGCAAUGGACCUUGCUUUUGCUAUAGAUCUUUGUAAAGAAGAAGGUGGAGGACAGGUUGAACUUGUUCCUGGUGGAGCCAAUAUUCCAGUCACUCCUUUGAAUGUUUACGAAUAUGUUAGGAAGUAUGCAGAAUAUCGAAUGUUGGUGGUUGCUGAGCAGCCUCUUCAUGCUAUGCGGAAAGGAUUGCUGGACGUUCUUCCUAAAAAUUCACUUGAAGAUCUAACAGCAGAAGAUUUUAGGCUCUUAGUCAAUGGCUGCGGAGAAGUGAAUGUCCAGAUGCUGAUUAGUUAUACAUCUUUCAACGAUGAGUCUGGUGAAAAUGCUGAAAAGUUAUUACAAUUCAAGCGUUGGUUCUGGUCCAUUGUGGAAAAGAUGAGCAUGACAGAAAGACAGGAUCUGGUUUACUUCUGGACAUCAAGUCCAUCAUUGCCUGCCAGUGAGGAAGGUUUCCAACCAAUGCCUUCAAUCACUAUUAGACCACCUGAUGAUCAACAUCUUCCAACUGCAAAUACCUGCAUCUCGCGUCUAUAUGUCCCACUUUAUUCCUCCAAACAAAUUCUCAAACAAAAACUGUUACUAGCCAUUAAGACCAAGAACUUUGGUUUUGUGUAGAGUAUAAUAAAAUGUGUGUACUGUGUGUAAUAAUAUAACUAGGUCCAAGUUUUGUAGAUUAAUUUUUCAUUUGUCUAUAAAAUUGAUGGAAGUUAAUGCUGUCACACACCUGGAGGUUCUAUGGUGGUGAACAUUCCUGUAUUUGGCUUGUAGCUGAAAGUCCAAACCACAGGCUGUAGUGGCUUUGACUGUAACUUUCUAGGCUUUUGGCUAAUCAGUAACCUGUUAGCCUAACCGCAGCCAAAGAUGACAGCAGAUCAUGUAUUGUUACACUGUGAUUUAUGGUCAUUAGGCCUAGGGGAACUGAAAAUGUUUCUGAAAUUUCACUGCUGCCUUUGUCGAAAGUUUGAUCAAAGGUUCUUGUACAGAGGGAAGUAGGGGAAUUCCAAAUAAAACAAGAGAAUGCUUUACAUUUUGUGUGUGACUAUUAAACCUGGUGGGGAAAAGCCCUUUUGUUUGCUUCAUCUGUUUAUCAUUGGAUACAUUUUAAAUUAAGUAUUAUGAUUUGUUCCAAUUAAUAUUGCCAUGAGAGGUUAAAUAUACUUUGUCCUUCAGCCAAGACACAGUUAAGCUGACUUAAACUGGUACGGACUCAUUUAAUUUAUAAAGAUGUUUAGUUUUGGUAUUGACAGUACCAUUCAGUCACAAAAUGUAAAACUGAGCCUUGCUUUGUGCAGGUUGUACAGUAUGCUUCUAUUUAUCCAAGCUACUUUAAAAAAAAAAUCAUUGGUUUGGGUAUUCAUUAAGUUUAACAAAUGGUUUGUUUAGGUUUCAGAUAUCAAAUUGUGUACUGUACCAAAGAGUUGGCAAACCAGUGCACAUGUAGAAAAGUGCAUUUUUAUAUAAAAAUAAAGGAAAUUUGCAUUCUCUGUU
Leucoraja erinaceus (little skate) is the source of this 9556-nucleotide messenger RNA. Its product is annotated as E3 ubiquitin-protein ligase UBR5-like. The record is from RefSeq and is a predicted model, not a curated record. Gene Ontology annotation, biological process: protein polyubiquitination; DNA damage response; regulation of double-strand break repair. Lineage: Eukaryota; Metazoa; Chordata; Chondrichthyes; Rajiformes; Rajidae. Gene Ontology annotation, molecular function: ubiquitin binding; ubiquitin-protein transferase activity; RNA binding. Gene Ontology annotation, cellular component: nucleus.